This is a messenger RNA of Bufo bufo (common toad), 2920 nucleotides long. It is a transcript of the gene CACNB4, whose product is annotated as calcium voltage-gated channel auxiliary subunit beta 4. Gene Ontology annotation, molecular function: protein binding; high voltage-gated calcium channel activity. The transcript has 13 exons. Bases 164 to 1627 code for a protein of 487 amino acids. Gene Ontology annotation, biological process: calcium ion transmembrane transport; regulation of voltage-gated calcium channel activity; neuromuscular junction development. Lineage: Eukaryota; Metazoa; Chordata; Amphibia; Anura; Bufonidae. The record is from RefSeq and is a predicted model, not a curated record. Gene Ontology annotation, cellular component: voltage-gated calcium channel complex.
UAUAAUAUGAAUGAACAGCAUCUUGGCUGGGGAAUACAAACACACACACACAAAAAAAAAUCACCGAGCAGGCUCCGUGUCUCGCCGAGGCCUUCCAUUCCCAGCAGUGGUCGUGCUAGCUUUUUGUUUCCGUACUGAAAGGUGCAUUGGAUUCUAGACCUCCAUGUACGACAAUUUGUACCUACAUGGAUUUGAAGAUUCGGAGGCGGGAUCAGCAGAUUCUUACACUAGCAGACCAUCCGAUUCUGAUGCCUCUCUGGAAGAAGACAGAGAAGCAAUACGCCAAGAGAGAGAACAGCAAGCUGCAGUACAACUUGAGAGAGCCAAAACCAAGCCAGUGGCAUUUGCUGUGAGGACGAAUGUGAGUUACUGCGGGGCUCUGGAUGAAGAUGUCCCUGUACCGGGCACUGCUAUUUCUUUCGAUGCCAAGGAUUUUUUACACAUUAAAGAGAAAUAUAACAAUGACUGGUGGAUUGGGAGGUUAGUCAAAGAAGGUUGCGAGAUCGGCUUCAUUCCAAGUCCGCUGAGAUUGGAGAAUAUCAGGAUACAGCAAGAACAGAAGAGAGGACGAUUUCAUACAAGUAAACCAAGUGGCACUUCUUCCUCAAGCCUUGGAGAAAUGGUAACGGGAACAUUUCGUGCAACCCCACCAUCUGCUGCCAAGCCGAAGCAGAAAGUGACUGAACAUGUUGCGCCUUACGAUGUUGUGCCAUCCAUGAGGCCUGUCGUGUUAGUGGGUCCAUCACUUAAAGGCUAUGAGGUGACGGACAUGAUGCAGAAAGCCCUUUUUGACUUCCUGAAGCACAGGUUUGAUGGGAGGAUAUCCAUCACAAGGGUCACCGCUGACAUUUCUCUGGCCAAGAGAUCAGUGCUGAAUAAUCCCAGCAGAAGAGCAAUAAUUGAACGCUCCAACACCAGGUCCAGUUUGGCUGAAGUACAGAGUGAAAUAGAGAGAAUCUUUGAAUUGGCUCGGUCUUUACAGCUCGUAAUCCUAGAUGCAGAUACCAUUAAUCAUCCGGCACAACUAAUCAAGACGUCAUUAGCACCGAUUAUUGUUCAUGUCAAAGUGUCUUCUCCAAAGGUAUUACAGCGACUCAUUAAAUCCAGAGGAAAAUCCCAAAGCAAACACUUAAAUGUACAGUUAGUAGCUGCCGACAAACUCGCCCAGUGUCCACCAGAAAUGUUCGAUGUCAUUUUGGAUGAGAAUCAGCUAGAAGACGCCUGUGAGCACUUGGCGGAUUAUCUAGAAGCUUACUGGCGAGCUACGCACACCACUAGUAGCACACCGAUGACUCCUCUUCUGGGAAGAAAUCUAGGAUCUACAGCUCUUACAUCAUAUCCAACAGCAAUCUCUGGAUUACAGCAGGGCCAACGCAUGAGACACAGUAACCACUCGACUGAAAAUUCCCCUAUCGAGAGACGAAGUUUAAUGACCUCAGAUGAAAAUUAUCACAAUGAAAGAGCUCGGAAAAGCAGAAACCGCUUGUCUUCCAGUUCUCAACACAGUCGUGACCAUUAUCCUCUUGUGGAAGAAGAGUACUCCGACUCCUACCAGGACACUUAUAAACCUCAUCGGAACCGCGGCUCCCCGGGAGGAUAUAGCCAUGAUUCCAGGCACAGGCUUUGAGUUUUUUUGAACUUGAUAAAAACAGAAAAAAACAAACAAACAAACAAAAAAAAAAAAGAUAGUGGUCACUUACCGGUUUGCUGUCCAGGAGAUUUGCAGUGCAUUGUUUUCUUAUGCAUUGCAGGUCAGACAGACAACAAAAAGGUUACUGACAGCAACAUAAGGUAGAUAGAAUAUACAAAUCACUUUAUUUUGCCACCUGUAGUGUCACUUGAUGCUACAUCCCCGGCAAAAUGCUUAACCACAUCCAUCAGUAUAGACGUGUAGGUAGAAAUUUAUUGUGCCCUCUCGACAGACCUUUUUGCUUUGACAUUUACAUUUGAGCAGUAUGUGUUUACAUGGAUUAUUGCACACGUCCAUUUUGUAGUCUAGGGCAGGGGUCGUCCACUUUACUUCUUGAUACCCUGGGCCGUUGGAAAGUCUUGGAGAUCUCCUUGCAUGAGGUUCAAUGAAAGGACCUAGUAAAGCAUGGGCAGGUCUUGCAAAGUCACUUGUUCAGGGGUGGGUCCUCAAAGUCUCCCUCCAUAGACAGCAACCGGUCCUAGCAUGGAUAAGUCUCUUCAUGGGUUCUUCAAUGUGUCUUCUAUGAGGAUUUUUUCGUAUCUGAACAUAUGUGACUUCUAAUGAUGGCAAGAGUAGAUGUUUCAGAGUGAGCCACCACAAGGGUCUUCACAUAAGCAGGCAAGAGACUUGAGUGCUAAUUUUUCUACUUAAUAUGAUAAGUGAAUUGUGUAGGGGGAAGAACAAGCACAAUGGGGUUUUCCAACUUGUUGGAAAUGCAUGUGGAAUAGUUUUGAUCCUGUCUUCUAUCGUUAUGUUGUCUCGCCAAUGUUGGUUCGCCAUUAUAAAUAGAUGGUUUUCAGUGACAGUUCCAGUUGCCCUUCCAUUGGUGCAAUCUGUUCAUAGCAUAGAGUACUUAAAAGUGUAUCCAUGGCAGGAGACUCUUACAGCUUAUUCGGCCCAUGGCUUUUAAGGAUUUUAGUAGGUCACUUCUGUUUUAGGGUACUUGUCAAGGCACGUAUAGGAACAAUUUCCCGCACUGGGAAAUUUCCAAAGAACAGUUCCAGUUGGAACCAAUUUAUAAAGCCAAUUCCUGUUGGAAUUUGGGUAAAUUGACUGGAAAGUCUACUUCAGCAUGUUGCAUUCACUUUAAAAAAUAACCUGGACAGGAUUAUGGGUGGGAUGGGGAAUAGAAAAGAGGAUGUUUAAUAAAAAAAUAUAAAAAUCUCUAUAUAGUACAGUUAUUUUUACUAUAUAGUAUAAAACAUAUCUUAAGCAGGUUUCAUAAUAAUA